Molecule: messenger RNA, 942 nt
Organism: Vigna radiata var. radiata (mung bean)
Lineage: Eukaryota; Viridiplantae; Streptophyta; Magnoliopsida; Fabales; Fabaceae
Product: epsin-3
Exons: 4
Coding region: 1-942 (313 amino acids)
Biological process (GO): endocytosis
Cellular component (GO): plasma membrane; clathrin vesicle coat; endosome
Molecular function (GO): clathrin binding; phospholipid binding
Source: RefSeq, a predicted model, not a curated record
AUGGGUAGCCUAUUCCUGGAGCAAAUAAAAAAACAGACAACAACUUUCCUACAAGAAAAGUACAAAUCUGCUAGGAUGACAUUUACUGAUGUUACUGAAGCUGAAUUGCUGGCAGAGGAAGCAACAAAUAAGGAUGAUUGCAGUCCUGAUGCCAAAACUAUGACCAGAAUUGCCGAGGCAUCAUUUGACAUAGAUGAGUAUUGGAGAAUUGUUGAUAUUCUUCAUCAUAGGUUGUAUAACGUGGAUUGGGAGCAGUGGAGGCAAGCAUACAAAACAAUGGUUCUUCUGGAAUUCUUGCUCACCCAUGGCCCUCAAGAGUUUGCUCAUGAAUUUCUAUGUGAUGUGGAAAUUAUUGAAGAACUAGGAGGAUUUACUCGUAUUGAUGAAAAAGGGUUCAAUUGGGGAUCCAGAAUGCAAAAACUAUCAGACGAAAUAGUGAAGCUUUUACAGAAUGCAGAAGCUCUGACAGAAGCACGUUUGAAGGCUCUGAAAAUAACAAACGGAAUAGAAGGGUUUGGAAGUUCAGUGAAGUGUCCAUCUCCAACAUCGUCAUCAUCCGCAGGAUCUUCAUCGUUUUAUUCAUUUUUCACCACUGAUAACAUGUUUCAGUCUAAUGAAGAGUUAAAUAAACAGAAAUCAGAGUCCAUAGGAGAUAACAGCAAUAUUAAUAUAAUGGUACCACCAAGGGACUUGAAGCAUGUGACCAAAAAUCACCUUUGGAAAGGUUUUGCAGCUGAAGAGAAGAAUAUUUUGAUCGAUUCUACGGAAGAUGAAUUCGUGGAAAAACCAAAAGGGUUUGUGGGUGAAAUUUUCGGAAAGAUCUCUGCUGUUAGUCCCGUUAAAGGAGAAAAACGUGGAAAGGUUGAAUUUAGAUGCCUAUCUGAUGUUGGCAAAAAGCUCACCCAAAAGAAAUUUGAUCGUCAAUACUCGUUAUGGUUUUGA